This is a messenger RNA of Rosa rugosa (rugosa rose), 4324 nucleotides long. RefSeq lists its product as uncharacterized. Lineage: Eukaryota; Viridiplantae; Streptophyta; Magnoliopsida; Rosales; Rosaceae. The record is from RefSeq and is a predicted model, not a curated record. The coding region runs from base 589 to 4050 and encodes 1153 amino acids. The transcript is spliced from 4 exons.
UCCAGUAGUACUGGAGUAUGUUGGUGGCUUUAGGUUGACUCUCAAUUUUUUCUUCUAGAUAUGUAGGAACCUUUAAAAGACAAUCGGUAUGAUUUGAUUGCUGGAAUGAAAUUUGUGCAUUGGCAUCAAAAUACAGCCUUGGCCAUUCAGUAUCUGCAUCUUAAAGCUUGUCCAGCAUUGAGAGUGCUGAUGAGAUGUGGAUUCCCUCUGCUCACCAGCAUUAUGUUGGGAGAUGUUUAUUUAGGCCGCCUGUAUUUGGAAAUUUAUAUAAGUUUUCCUUUUUGCUUUGAUAUAUUUCUAAAAUGUGCUUGAAAGAGGGGAUAUGGUUUUUGUUCUUUCAAUUGAGUUUAAGCUUGUUAAACCAUUUCUCUCUCAGUUCCAUUUUCUUACACCACCUGUUUACAGUGUAUCAAUUGAUCUCAACAGCUUAAGUUAAUCCUGACAUUCAUAUUCUCCGUUAUUAGGGCCUCGUACCCUUGAAAGUUCCAGAAUUUCCAGUGAAAAAGUCUAACACAGUGAAUUAGUUGCUUUAUAUUGCCAUACAAUACAAACAAAGUUCAGACUUCCGUAGACAGUUACUUGCUGGAAAUGGGAGCUCAUAUUCCAUGCAGCAGCUAUGCCCCAGUAUAUAUCCCCACAAUGAAUCAUAACUUAAGUGCUAAUGGCAGUGAGAGGAAUCAUAAUUUGACUUCUGACCAGCUUUUUUGGUAUUACAAGGAGGUGUUCAAGCAGAAAAUGCUCAAUCAAGAAAUGAUAUUUAAGAAUCAGAUUCUGGACCUCCACCGCCUUUAUGGAAGACAAAGAGAACUAAUGGAUGAUAUAACAAGGAAUGAAUUAGAUAAACAUAAUCUGGGCACCGAGGUUUCAAGGCGGACUACUUCUUUGUCUCAGACUUCUCUUGUCUGUGCUCAAAAGACAUUCAACAUCCCUGCAUGCAGUCAAGUAUCUAUUUCAGGUGCUGAAAAUAUCCAGUCACCUUCAUGUUUUCUUCAAGGGAGGAACAUAAGGGCAUGCUCUUAUCCUGCUCAAACUGAAGGCCAUUCAGGAGACCGUGAAUUUUUGAAAUCCAAAUGCAAGAAACCUCGGAAGAACUUGGACCUUCGACUUCCAGCUGAUACAAUAUACAUUGAUAGUGAAGAAGAGGAAUUGUUAGAAGACGGAAAGGUUUCUGAAGCAGCUGAGGUAUCAAGUUAUCCUACUAAGAGAAUUCCCGAGGUUGUGUGUAAUGGUGAUGCAACUAAUGGAUUCAACUCCGUUUCCAAUUAUGCCUCAAGUGCUUCAUUAGAAAAAGGUUGGGUUGACUUAAAUUAUCUGUAUAAGCUACAGGAAAAAACAGCUCCUGCAUCCGAUAGUUUUGAGGGGCCCACUGCCGUCGAAGCUUACUCAAAUAUUCUACUGCAAGGCACAGAAAGCAAACAGGAGUGGUUGUCAUCUUAUAAUUACAAUGCUGGGAAAAUUCAAAGCAGCUUGUAUUCUUUGCCUCGAGGAUUUCAUGCAGAUGACAUAUCCUCGUCAUCUAACUCAUUACAUAAGAAGCUUACGCAACAGGAACCGUCAUCCUUUCUUCACAAUCACCAAAAUUCGUCGAGUGAAAGAGCAAUGAUUGCUGUUCAAAACUUCAGAAGAAAUUCUAAAACUAAAAAUGAUCAUCAAUCUGGACCAAGUGGAGCUUUGAUGUGCACAUCAUCCCAACAUAUUCCUCGUGACUGCAUGGAACAUUCUGGGUCCUCAGGCAUUGCUGCUUUAAGAAAACCUAUGCAUGACUUGGCACGUACCCAGAUUGCAGUUCAAGCACUCCCAUGUCUUAACACCUCUAUACCACUCAGUAAUAACUGUAAAUCAUCAACAUUAAGGCGUGGGCUUGAGGAAGAAAGGUUACAGUUGAAGAAGCAUCUGAGGUCUAGUACAAAACAUGAUGGUACGGUCUCUGACAGUAGCUUUAGCAAUGGCUUUGAUUUAGAAUCCAACAAAUCAGGGGCCCAGCCACCAUCCAUCAGUUCUGAUAAUCUGAUAAGGGUUAAUGACGGUUUAGUGCCUGAACUUCAUGGAAUUACCAGAUACCUGCAGGAUUCUGCAAAUGUCAAUGCUUGGAAGGAUAUAGACCUGAAUUUCAUGCCUCCUAGCUGUUCUUCGGAUGCAGCAGUUUCCCAGAGUUUCCAAACAACUGGAACAGAAAAGCUUGAAGAUUCUAAUGAGAGGUUUCCUUUGCAUAGACCGAAACUUGAUUAUUAUGGGAAAACUGAUAAAGGAUGUGAAGAUUCAAAUCAGGCAGAGGCAAGUGACUUCUUGAGUCAACAGAUUCAUGGGUCUCCUACUUGUGAGACACCUAACAUUUCUGGUGAUCACUGUUAUCAUGUCUCAGGCUCCAAUCACCAUCAGAACUCAGUUCAAGAUAUCAAGGACAGCAAAAGAGCUGUGCUACUUGAUUUAAAUGUGCCUUGUGAUUCUGUGCACAACAAAGAAGUAGAACCAACUGUUGAUGAACAUGUGGAAAAGAGUAAAUUUAAGAAAGAUGCAGGUUUUGGAGUUCACAUUGACCUGAACUCAUCCAUAAAUGAUGUAGGUUUUGGAGUUCACAUUGACCUGAACACAUCCGUAAAUGAAGAUGAGUUUUCAGCAAUGUCAUCCUCUUCAACAGAGAGUCUUUUGGAGGCACCUGCUAGUCCAGAAAACAAAGAGUGUUCUCCACCGAGAGGUGUCUCAUCUGAUGGAAAUCAAGUUGACACACCUGAUCUAAUGUCAGGACUGGAAGCUCCAGAAAACAAGGAGUCUUCUCCACCUACAGGAGAAUCUGAUGAAAAUCAUGUUGAGAUACCUUUUCCAUUGUCAGUACAGCAAGAUCUCGAACAUAAGGUGUGUUCUCAGCCAACAGAAUCUGAUGAAAAAGUUGACGCACCAUCUCCAUUGUCAGUACACGAAGAUCUCGAACAUAAGGUGUGUUCUAGGCCAACAGAAUCUGAUGAACAAAUUGAGACACCUUUUGCAUUGUCAGGGCAGGGAGGUCUGCAGAACAAAGAGUGUUCUCAGCCAAUAGAAUCUGAUGAAAAUCAAAGUGUGACACCUUUGCCAUUGUCAAAUAUGGAAAGCAAAGAUUGUUCUAAGCCUAUGGAUUCUGAUGAAAAUCAAAUUGAGACACCUUUUCCAUCAGGACUGGAUGGUCUGGAGAGCAAAGAUUGUUCUCAGCCUAUGGACUCUGAUGAAACUCAAAUUCAGACACCUUUGCCACGGUCAGGACAGGAAAAUCUGGAAACCAAAGAGUGUUCACAGCCAAUGGACUCUACUGAAAUACAAAUUGAGACACCUUUUCUAUUGUCAGGACAGGAAGUGCAUCUGGAAGAGGAACUGUUCAGGACUGCUGCAGAAUGUUUGGUCACCAUUUCAUCAUCCGUGUGUCAUACUUGUUCUGAAAGGACCACAUACAAGCCAACUGAAACUUCAUCUGAUUCCCUAAAGUGGUUUGCUGGUUUAGCGUCUUCAGUUUUAGGCAGUCUAAAAAACGAGGUGGGAUGCGGUGAUCAUCAGGAGGUUCUACCUGAUGGAAUGGACUACUUUGAGGCCAUGACAUUGAAGCUACCAGAGUCAAAGGUGGAAGAGUGCUGCUGCUAUAGAAGUAAUGGCUACAAAGAGGAAGUGAUGGUCACAUCUUCAUCACAAAGUCAGCCAAAAAAGGGUCGACCUAGAAAAGGAAGGCAACAGAGGAAGGACUUCCAAAGGGAAAUUCUCCCUGGCCUUGCUUCUUUGUCAAGGUGUCAGGUGACUGAGGAUCUUCAGAUCAUAGGAACACUAAUUGAGGCUUCUGCUGAUUGCUCCGAAACAAGAUCAGUAAGACAUGCAGCUAAAUUUGGGUUGGCAAGGGGGAGGAGAAGGUGCACCAUUUCUGCUUCCGCUGUAAAAGAGAAUACUGCUGCUUCACCACUGAAUCACAUCGGUGUCAAAAGGCAAUUGGAAUGUGAGAAGAGAAGCCUAAUUGAUUGGGGAGAGGUAACUAGGCGGCGUAGAGGGCAGAGAAAUUCGGGUAGUGAUCUGCGGCUGAUUAGAAACAAGGUAUAGGGAAAUGAAUAACAGUGUACGUUUUUAAUGCUCUUUUGGGAGGUUUGUGUGAAUCAUAAGGUUGGUUUUUGUACAUGUCCUCCAAACCUUCAGAGUUCAUACAUGUGGGUGGGUAUAUACGUUUGGGUGGAUAGAACUCAUAGAAAGGAAGCCAUGACAUUCAUGCAUGAGAGUCCCCUCAUUUGCAGAAUGAUAUAUUCAAAUUUGAAGUGUUUUUGGCAAAGUGCUAUGUUGUUCUUUUUCUUCAAUCAAAGUUAUCAAACAUUUUGUUGAA